Messenger RNA from Linum trigynum, 411 nucleotides. The record is from the annotation of a GenBank genome assembly. Lineage: Eukaryota; Viridiplantae; Streptophyta; Magnoliopsida; Malpighiales; Linaceae.
AUGGUUCGAAAUGAAGGAGAUGAUGGUGCAAUGAAUGAUGCUGCACACGGAAGGUUGAGGGAGUACAACAAAUGGACAGAGAAUCAUGAUGUUGUCUUCAUCGAGUGCAUGCUGGACCUAGUUCAAUCUAGGGAGGUUGAGUAUGGGAACUUGAAGAAAGGGGGUUUCAAGAAGCUUGAAGCUAUGAUGGUCAAAAAAAUUCUAGGAUUUAACUUGAAUGUGAGAUCCAGGCAUCAUUGGUUCAAGAAUAAGUACAAUGCGAUAUAUGACGUCCAGAAUGGGAGUUGCAGUGGGUUUGGAUGGGAUGAGUCUAAGAAGAUCAUUGUUGCUGAUGAUGAUGUUUUUUGUACAAUUCUAGGAUUUAACUUGAAUGUGAUGAUGUUUUUUGUACAAUCUAGGCAUUGUUGCUGA